CGUCAUAAAAUCAGUGAGUUAAAAUUAGUCAUCUUUAAUUAGCCACUCUGCACCAAAUGAUUGAUCAUCCACAAUGAACAAUUAUUUAAUCAUGUUCAGUAUUUAGAAUGAAUCACACAGUGACAGCCCAGUCCACCUCACGCACAGCACAUUGCACAAGAUUAGCCCCCCAUCUUUCACACGUCCACAGCACCGUCAACGUGCAUCUUGAUCUGGACGUCUCACGUCAACAGCCCAGUGUGGCACAUUGCAGCAGGAGCGCUGUACGAAAACGGUGGCACGUUGAACAUCUGACACGGGGAAUCUCUCGCGGCAGCAGCAGAGCAUGCUUGGGCUUAUGCAUCUCCACGGCCGAGGAGGAGAGGCUACUGGAUGCGUGCUGUUGAUUAUCGGCAGAAAACAGGACCGUCCCCGGGAAACAAGACGGUAAACAGUACAAGCGGCUCUUCAAAUUUAAAUCGCGGAUUUCUCUAUCCCAGUUGAAGCCCUCAAUUAGCCAUGCCUGGAAAGCCUCCAGCAGCCGCUCCAGGCUGGGAGCGGAGGGCGCAGUAAGAGGGGGACUUCUCCUGUAACCAGACCAACUCGCACCAUGUUGCAAACCCUCCACCAGACCGCCGGUGUCGGUUGUGGUAUGUCGGAGACCCUGGCCUGCCUGCGCUGGUCCGUUCUCCUUGGCCUCUCCGUGGCCCUGCUGUGGAUCCCCGGGGCGGCGGGCUCGGCUCUGAACUGCCACAAGACCUGCAUCUGCGCCUCCAACAUCGUGAGCUGCUCCAAGAUGAACCUGACGGCCGUGCCCACCGAGCUGCCGCCCUACACGGUGGUGCUGGACCUCAGCUACAACGAAAUCACCCGGCUCCGCGCCGAAUGGACCCACGACAAACUGGACAAGCUUCAAAACCUCCUGCUCAGCCACAACGGCCUCCACUUCCUGUCCUCGGAGGCCUUCCUGAACGCGAAGCAGCUGCGCUACCUGGACCUGUCGUCCAACAAGCUGCGGCUGCUGGACGAGUACAUCUUCGAGCCGCUUGCCCAUCUGGAGGUCCUGCUGCUCUACAACAACCACAUCUCCCAGAUCGACCGGCUGGCCUUCACCGGGGUCAACAGCCUGCAGAAGCUCUACCUGAGCCAGAACCUAGUGUCCCGCUUCCCCCUGGAGCUGGUGGCCGACAAGUCUCGCCUGGAGAAGCUGAUUCUGCUGGACGUGUCGUCCAAUCGCAUCAAGGCCCUGCCCGUCGCGGAGCUCCAGGCGCUGCCGGCGUGGAUUAAAAACGGCCUCUACUUCCACAACAACCCUCUGGUGUGCGGGUGCGACCUGUACAGCCUCCUGGCCCACUGGUACAUCCGGAAGCUCAACUCGGCGCGGGACUUCAGGGACGACUACCAAUGCUACUUGCCGGCGCCGGCACCGGCGAAAACCCUAGUGGGCGUUUUCGAACUGAGCAGCGACUACAUGAACUGCAGCACCUUCAAGCAGACGGACGAAGAGGCGUUCCUGGAGCAGACGCUGACCCUGAGCUGCGACACCAAGCACAAGGACAUGUCCAAGACCUGGCUCAUGCCCGGGAACGUGGUGGUCUCGGCGGGCAUCAACCAGACGGCCCGGGUCCUGCCGGACGGACGGCUCCAGAUCAGUCCGGUGAGGUCGGAGGACUCGGGGAACUACACGUGUUUCGCCGUGAGCGAGGCCCACAACGAGACGCUCUACGUGGUGCUGAAGGUGCACAACUUCACCAUGAACGCCGGCGGGGACUCCCUGAACACGGCCUACACCACGCUGGUGGGCUGCCUGGCCAGCGCCGUGCUGGUGCUCAUCUACCUGUACCUGACGCCCUGCCGCUGCUUCUGCUGCCCCGACCGGGGCAAGAAGGGCGGCGACGACAGCAUCCACUCGUCCAUGAUCAGCGUCACUCCCACGCACGACGACCCCGCGCUGAAGGCGGAGCUGGACAGACACGUGGCCUUCAUAGACUCCAAGGACCUCCGGGGGCAGAAUGGCAAGCUCAACCCCAACGGGGACGAAGAGGAGCCGGACGAGGAGGCCGGCAUGCUGGGGAAGGGACGGAGGAGGAGGUCUGUCGCCGAGUCGAUAAGCUCCGUCUUCUCGGACACCCCCAUGGUGGUCUAGGAGAGGAGAUGGACACCGCAGCGGGUGGGGUGUCUGUAUCUGCUGUGUUUGCGAAGCGGAGAUGUAAACCAUGUGUGCGGUCGGCGGGACGGACGGCGCGCAGGAGGGGGGGGGGGUACACUACGGUGGUCGACUCGGGGAAACGCCUCGCUCGGCGACAGGGACAACAAACAGGACCUAUCCAGCGUUUGAAUCUGUAGCACUUAAUUAUUCAUACUGUGAAAGCCCGGAAAUGUAAGCGGGCUGUGGAACAUUUGAAUGGGUGUGAACCGUACAACAGUGGAUUCUGAUAGAUGUUAGCACUCAGGAAGUAACACAAGCUGUUGCUAAAGUGGUGUAUUUUUUGACAAGAUGGACGGAUAAUUGAGAUUUGUUAGAUUGGAAAACAGGAAAUCUUAGCACACACGAGAGAGCAUUAGCAUAGAGGCUGACUCAUAACCCCCAUUAUGAGAACAGUUGGUGUCAUAGAGCAUCGGUAUAUAUUAUAUAUAUAUAUAUAUAUAUAUAUUAACCUCCUCUCUCCUCUACCAACACGGGCGCUCCAACAUCAGUGUUCACCCGGUGGUGAACAUUCGUCAUUAUUUAUUAGUCAUCAGCCGUAGAACAGCAGCAUGCCAAGAGUUAUUUUAAAACCCUGGGCCCUGACGGAUGAUGGGGCAGAGUGUGGAUAUCCCUCAUCAUAGCCCCAUUUGUUAUCCAGUGUUUCCCCUACAUGCAUCCAGCAGUGGUGCAGCACUGCCCCCACUGGAUUAAUAGCGCCACUGCAAUCAGACAUGCAUUAUAUAUUAUUAUAUAUAUACAUAAAAAUGUUGCUCGUAUAAAAUGCUAUUAGUUUAAUUUGAAAACGUAUAUCAUAGUGGCCCCUAAUGCACCCCCUUCAAUACAUUGUCAUUAUUGGCAUUGGAGAAAUUAUGUGGAAAAAUACUGACAGCCACAGCUAUAGUUCUGCUGUAGAAUAAGAGACGCAUGAGGAUACUGUAGGGCGCAUUAGCUCAUGAAUGGCUUUAGACUUAAUGUAGGAAGCAUUAGGAGAAAAUGUAAGCCAUGAGUGACUUGAUAAUAGAAAGUAGCCAAUAUAUGUGAUGCUUCAGAAGAGAAGACCAAGCCAAGUCCAAAGCCAAGAAGGAUUGCGACAAAUCGCAGACUGAAAACUAUAUCUGUGCUAACAUUAAUCGCAAAUACAAUUCCUUGUGUUUAUGGUGCAUUCACACUCUAUCUGAUGGAAAUGUAUCAGAACCCUAAGGGCAUCUUGGCUUUUACGAACGCUUUUUGCCCUCAUAAUUCACAUCAGCACUGUGCAGAUCAGCGCCGUGCACACGCACAUCAGAACCCGGCACACGCACAUCAGAACCCGGCACACGCACAUCAGAACCGGGCACAUGCACAUCAGAACCGUGCACAUGCACAUCAGUACCGUGCACAUCAGCAGGGUAGUGCACCUCACGCACCCCUCAGCACCUCUGCUGGAUAGGAAUCCUAGGGGAAGCACUGAUAUGUAUCCAGUUUGACAUGAACAUAGUAGUAGCACAGACACUUUGAUGAAGUAGAAUAGGUUAAACGUAAUAUAGGUCCUAUGAAGCGUACGACAGCACUCCUAAUGCUUGUUGUUCUUGUAUUCAUGUAGUCUAUCACUUAAUAUAUAUUGAUUAGAAGCGAGUUUUAUUUGCCUCUUAUUACUCUUCAGAUGUAUGUAAUAGCUUCCAAUGGUAGGCUGAUAGAUGGAUGAGAUUUUUGUAUUGAUCCAAAUGUUUUAGUAUUUAGUUAUAGUACAGCUGCUGGAAACUAAAAGUUAAAUGUUAAGCCUUAUACAGAAAAAAAGUCACAUUUAGAACUUUUACAUGGAAAGAUGUUUUUCGGAACGGGCCUGUUAUUAUUUUUUAGAACGUAUUAAUAACCUUCUGAUCCAUUCUUUACAGAGUAAGGUUCUGUGUUCCUUCCUAUACAUCGUAGGAACGGGCUUCUCAUUGUGGUAGAGUCCCAGGGAGGUUCCUCCUUGUACAACAGAGUAACUCUCCUCUUAGACAGCUCAUGUUACUUUCUUUGAUCAUGCUAUGAAGAGGUUUAAAAUACCUAACAAAUGCUUAAGGCUCCUGUCAUUAUUGUGUAUUGUGUAUGUAUUCCCUACAUGCACUUACUUCAAAUGCUGAUAUGUCUACUAUUUAGAAAGACCAUGCUUGCCGGUAGUCAAAGGUCAAAUGUUAUGACAUUUACACAUUUCUCAUUGGAAACCUAUACCUAGUUUCUGUCUGGGCACAUCGACUAAAAAGAGCGGUGUCAUUUCAUGCUUAUUUGUGUUAUGGUACAGGACUACCUGUGUGACUAAGAGCUAAUUACAUUGUUUGAUAGUAUGAUCAUUCACUUUGUAGGAGCAGAAAAGAGAGAGUCAGUCUUGCUGUCAUGAGUCACCGCACAUAGCAACGGCCUCCAUCCAACGUCUGUGUGUGUGUGCGUGCGUGCGUGCGUGCGUGCGUGCCUGCGUGCGUGCGUGCGUGCGUGCGUGCGUUCGUGUGUGUGAGUUGUCUGAUUUGUACAUCUUAUUACAUGCCUAUCUGCAAAUUCAACAGCGCCAAUUUAGCCAGACGAUGAAUGAGAGUGAAAUGCCUGGGGCUCACAAACGCAUUGCCUUUUUCUUUUUAUCACAUCUGGACUGUGUAACUAACAAUCCGUUUUUGCUGGUAAUCUUCAAUUCUAAUUAAAUCAUUCAGAGAUAAAUGUAACGACGCUGGGAAGAUCACAUGCUCACCGACUCCAGUGGUCUCCACAGUCUCUUACUUUUAAACAGAUUAUUCUGUGGCUGGACGCGUGACUGCUCGGUAUAAAAAUGAAACAUCCUUUGGCAUUAACUUAGUGUGUGUGUUUGUGUGUGUGUUCCUGUGUGAGACCAAAGAAAGACACACUUAUCAGAGAGGGGUCACCUGAGUCAUAAUGUCCCCCCCCCCCCCCACACACACAAAAGCACAAACACACACGUGUUCGACAGUUAUGAGAAGCUUAGCUUAUACAAUAAGCCUGAGGAAAGUUAAAUUCACCAGAAAUGUUUACCUGGACGUCUUAUAGCAAGGAAUCUAAGUACUUUGAACUCCACUACAAAAAACUAUCUGCGUGAGCCUAUGAUUGACCCAGUGUUAUACUCCUGAGGAGUCUGGUAUGCUGUCAAAACUGUGGGAUGUGUGGAAUAAGGAGCCUGAGGUUUUAAGGAGUUUUGUAAUAGAGAUUGGGUUUGUGAAUAUAGGUUACCUGCUGUAACAUUAGAGUUGACAUAGAGCUUGUCAAAUGGGGGACCUGUUCUCGACCUAUCAAGCCAAAGUCUGCCUUGGCUAAUGGGUGGUUAAAGUUGUUAUUUUUACAGUCGGUUCCCUAAUGAGGAGCUUCACCUGUGUGUCGAGUGUCUAGUGUUAUUCAAACAAAUCCUAAUGUGUUCUGUAUAAUUCCUCUCAAGCAGCUAUUCCUUUCUGUGGCCUGUUGACCUAUGUGUUGAUCCUCACUUUUCCGUGUUCAAUGGUUAUGUUUGGACAAUGUAGCCGACUAAGAGUAUUGUUGUUUCAUCAAAAUGUCAGUCCUUUUGCUUUCUGUCUGAAGACGGGGUAAGGUCAGCUGUUUCUAUGGUAACCUUGACUCUUUGGUAUCAGUGUUUUUUUCUCUAUGUAGGCAAGCUGAUUUUGUUUUUAUUAGGGUUCUGCAAUUAGAUACAUAAGAAUAUCUAUGAAGAAUAAUUCUUCAAUGAUCAUUGUUAGUAAAUAAUAAUACAAUUAUAUGGUAAAAUGAUAAAUUACACAGCGUAGGAUUGAUUUUCAGGUUUUUUUAUGACCGAUAAUCUCUUCUACACCGGUGCUUUGAUAAUUUCCAAACAAUACCAGGGCUUUGAAAAAAUAAAGUACAGUAAAUCUUCA
This is a messenger RNA of Gadus morhua (Atlantic cod), 6015 nucleotides long. RefSeq names its product adhesion molecule with Ig-like domain 1 (gene amigo1). The transcript has 3 exons. Gene Ontology annotation, biological process: brain development. The record is from RefSeq and is a predicted model, not a curated record. NCBI's taxonomy places the organism in Eukaryota, Metazoa, Chordata, Actinopteri, Gadiformes, Gadidae. Gene Ontology annotation, molecular function: protein binding. Gene Ontology annotation, cellular component: membrane. The coding region runs from base 590 to 2125 and encodes 511 amino acids.